AACCUCUCCACUGUUGGCAUUUAGGGCUGAAUAAUUCUUUGUCCUGGGGGGCUGUUGUGCAUUGUAGUGAGGUGAUUGCUGUGGUGAUGGAUGUUUUCACAGACAUCGACAUCUUCAGAGACCUGCAGGAAAUUAGUAGGGAGCAGGGCGUGGCUGUGUACAUCCUUCUGGAUGAAGCCCUGGUCUCCCACUUUCUGGACAUGUGCAUGGAUCUGAAAGUUUAUCCUGAACAGGAAAAGCUGAUGUCAGUCCGGACAAUUACAGGAAAUAUCUACUAUGCGAGGUCAGGAACUAAAAUUGUUGGCAAGGUUCAUGAAAAGUUCACACUGAUUGAUGGCAUUCGAGUCGCAACAGGCUCGUACAGUUUUACAUGGACGGAUGGUAAAUUAAACAGCAGUAACUUGGUAAUUCUGUCUGGCCAAGUUGUUGAACACUUUGAUCUGCAAUUCCGGAUCUUAUAUGCCCAGUCAAAGCCCAUCAGCCCCAAACUCCUGUCCAACUUCCAGAUCAGUGGCAAGUUUGAUCAUCUAGUGGGCCGAAAACCAUUGACCAAGGAGCUUACACUGGGCAACCUGCUGUGCAUGCGGCUGGCCAAGCUAUCAAGUACACCCAAGAAGACUGACCUGGGCCCACCGGUGCCUGUGAAGGGCAAGACAGGGACCAAGCACCGCGACUCCAUGUCCUCCACUAUGAAUGAGGAAGACUACUUCCACAGGGAUGAGCUGGGGGACAGCAAGGCAGUUGAUGCUGCCACCCAGACAGAGCCAGGAGAGGAGGUGGCAGCAGUGAGCGUGAGUGAGGUGGGCACGCAGACCAGCAUGGGCACGGCCUGUGCCGGAACCCAGACCACCAUCACCACCAGGGCAUCAAGCUCCCAGACCACAGUGUGGUCCAAGUCGACCACCACCCAGACUGACGCACAUGAGACCAGUCACUUUUCUCUGGGAAUGCAAUCUAAAGAAGGAUCACCGGUAUCAAAAAUGUCAGUGUCAAGGUCCUCCAGUUUGAAGUCAUCCUCCUCUUUGUCUUCCCAAGGCUCUGUGGCAAGCUCCAUUGGUUCCCACGCUUCCCUCCGAGCCCUCGACUUCCACGCUCCCGGAUACCCAAAGUACUUGGGUACCCACCAUUUGGACCUGUGCCUGAGGGACUCAUUCAGAAACUUGAAUCAGGAGCGGCAGUUUCAUUUAGCUGGCAUCAGAUCCCGGCUCAACCACAUGCUGGCCAUGCUCUCGAGGGGAACGUUCUUUGCUGAAAACUACCCUGGCUUUAAAUCUGGAAAUUUCACCAGAGCAUCAGUUAAUUUGGUUGCUGUUAGAGAUACAGUACUGUAUCCUUCCUAUCAGUGAUUGCUUCAUGCUGGCUUCUGGUGUCAGCCAUCUUAUGACAGAUACUACCAGAGUCCUGCUUUCAAAAACAUCACAUGUAAGAGACAUGUGCUUUCUCUCACCUUUCUUUUAGUCAUUUUGGCUGUCUU
This is a messenger RNA of Fukomys damarensis (Damara mole-rat), 1474 nucleotides long. It is a transcript of the gene Sack1d, whose product is annotated as family with sequence similarity 83 member D. The transcript is spliced from 4 exons. The record is from RefSeq and is a predicted model, not a curated record. The coding region runs from base 87 to 1346 and encodes 419 amino acids. Lineage: Eukaryota; Metazoa; Chordata; Mammalia; Rodentia; Bathyergidae. Gene Ontology annotation, biological process: regulation of ERK1 and ERK2 cascade; protein localization to mitotic spindle; regulation of TOR signaling. Gene Ontology annotation, cellular component: cytosol; mitotic spindle pole.